Molecule: messenger RNA, 663 nt
Organism: Pyricularia oryzae 70-15
Lineage: Eukaryota; Fungi; Ascomycota; Sordariomycetes; Magnaporthales; Pyriculariaceae
Exons: 1
Coding region: 1-663 (220 amino acids)
Source: RefSeq, a predicted model, not a curated record
AUGCUCUCCCUGAAGACACUUGCUGUUACCUCGGCCCUGGCUCUGCAGGCUGCCGCCGUCAACAUCCGUAUCGAUGUUGGCAAGAACGGACUGGUCUUCAGCCCCAACUCGACAAACGCCGCCAUUGGCGACGUUCUCGAGUUCCACUUCUAUGCCCGUAACCACUCCGUGGUUCAGGGCCGCUUCGACCAGCCUUGUGCUCCUUUCCCCAACAACCCGUUCUACUCGGGCUUCAUCCCUGCCAGCGAGGGCAACGAGAACGCCACUGUGUUCCAGGUGACCGUCGCCAGCACCGCCCCGGCCGUCUACUACUGCAGCCAGACCCAGCACUGCGCCAGGGGCAUGUACGCCGUCAUCAACCCGUCGGGCCAGAACACCCUCCAGCAGUACGGCAGCCGCGUCACGGCCAACAUCACGGCCAUCGACCCGCCCGCCGGCAUCAGGGUCCCCAACGGCGGUGUCUACAGCAUCCAGUCCAGCCAGCAGACCAGCACCGCCUCCUCUGCCACUAACACGCCCACUGGCGCCACCACCACUGCUGGUGCCGGCCGUCCCACCAUGACCAACAACCCCACCUCGACCAAGUCUGGCUUUGCCGUCCCGACGCAGGCCCCCGUUGCGGGUGUCGUCGGUGUCGCUUUGGCUGCCUUGAUGUUGGUCUAA